AUGAUUCAAAACUAUGCCGGUGGCUCUAUUCACGUUAUUGCUGCACAAGCGUUUCCAAAUGGGCAACCGUCUGCAUCACCAUCUUUUCAAUCUUACUUGGCACCAUAUCGAACAGACAUAACAAAUAGCAGAGAUCGCUCAGUGGAAAUUUUACCAAGCACGUUAGCAAAUAACAAUUACCAACGGAUUACGUUAUCAAAUUUACGCAGUAACAAUUAUGAUCAAAAUUACCAAUAUUAUCAUUUACAUCAUCACAAUAUUCCACAACUUCCGGAUGCGAAGCCUGUAAAUCACAAGGCCCAAUUGACGUUAAACUAUAAUACUAACGGUUUUGUUCCAUCGUUACAUUUUCCCAUACUGGGAAAGCAACCCAGAGCUCCGGAUUUGGAUACAUUCACUCAAACAAGAGGUAGUAUAGCGUUAUUCAGAAAACCAACGACAACAGAAUUUAUACCAAUCAGCAAACGACCAGAUAGUAUAUACAAGCAGUAUUUAACAGUAAAUACUGAUAGACCAAAAAAUAUAAGCGCGUUAUAUACGCCCAAUAACAACAGUUUUAAUAUACUCUCGUUCAUUGACUACCUCAAACAACCUCUGUCGGGGCAUCUGAUAUCAAUACCGCAAUACAGUGGAACAAAUUUGACAAAGAACACCAAUCCAAAAAUUGAAAUAUACGCCGAUUCACCUGUAACGAAAAUAACCUCUGGCACGUCCCAUUUAAAACAGGUAUUGGCACUGACUAACAACCCAACAAAAUUUAACACUAACGAAGACUUUAGGGAGACCAUUCGUCCAAGCACAUCUUCAAAAAUGUUAGCGCAAAAUUAUUCUUAUUACGACGAGUAUUAUGACUAUCCUAAUGAAACCGAAUACUACGAUGACGAUUUAAAUUUGUUGACAUUGAAUAGAUCAUAUCCUUUAAAAAAUUCGAGCGUAACGACCACUACACCGUUACCAAAAAUAACAAAGGUAAAACCACCUCUUGCUAAGUUACAUAAUACGCAACGCAACACUGGAUCGUCAACCACCAUUACGUCACCUUUUGCCAGAAUAUCGACGACAGUUCGACAAACUACUGAAUCCGGACAUAGACUUAGUACGACACACAGAAUUGAAAACAAAGGCAAUCGCGCUAUUGAACAAACCCUAUCAACUGUCCCUCCAAAAACGAUAUACAAUAACAGCAACAACUAUGACUCUUCUCGUUAUGAUUCAUAUUACGCUCUAUAUGAUGAUGAUGUGGAUAUAUACAAAGACGUCGAAUAUGCGCAACACUACAAUAAUGAACCGACGCCAAAGCAAGUUUAUCGAGGUACUCCGGCAACAGUAACCCACGAAGUGAUUCAACAAGAGAAAUCGCCAAAAAUCAGUAAUUCGGGUUACAUACAAAACACAUACAGCGCGUCCGAUGAUAUUUACCAACCGGCCGAUGUACAGAGUUACAGCGACGACGUUUCUUACGGAACUCAAGAUGACGAACGUACAGUAUAUCACCAAACAAGCAAACAAACAAACCGAUACCCUAACACUGCCAACCAGAAUGAAGUACGAGUACAACCUACACUUUAUACAUUACCGGGAAGCCCAGGUUCCAAACAUACUCCUAGUAUCCAAAAACCUACCUUCCCUUUACUUCGGACUACUCCCGACGCAUCCGUACAAAGACCAAUUAUCAAACAACCAUCUCCAUUUAGUUUUGCAAAUCAUGUAACUACACCAAAAACACUAUUUUUCCAUUAUAUAACUAAAACGUCCAUGUCAACUUCAAUAGUCUCAACGACUCCUACCUCAAGUACGCCUGAAAAUUACAACAAAAGUCAAUUGAACACCACGAGCAGCAAAAUAAUUAUACCAACCACGUAUUCUCCUCCCUUCUUCUUUUUAAAGUCACGUUUAAACAGUCACUCAGCACAUCUAGAAGUUAAUGCCACUUCCAUUAAUAACGAAUUAUGGAGUUCGACGAAUGUCGCCACUGAAGAGAACGACGAAGAAACCGCCACCGUUCCCGUAGCCCCAGCUUUUCAACCACAAAACAAUCUAAAUGACAAAAUUAUAUCGUCUAGUACAGAGUCAUUUAAGCGCACAGUCUAUGUUCCAACAACAACCACCACUACCGAAUUUGAACCUCAAGAAGUUUCAACUUCUGAAUCUGUUGCAUUGGAUAACGAUAUCACCAACACUUCGUGGUUAUUACUUCUUGAACGGUUGAAUUCUAUAACGACUGAAAAUAAAACCGAAUCAACUCCUAUAUCAGAAAGCGAAAAUAAUCAAACAUCCAGUUACAGUUUUAAAUCAAAUUUGGAAAAACAACUACCCUUUACUUCUAUUCCACCCGUUGAGGUGACAAAAAAGUUAAGUAGCUCCCGAAAUACCUCACUUCCUGCUCGAGUUUCCCGGGUUAAUACCGCUAUUAAGUCGGUUAUUGCAUUUGGGGGAACGCCACGGCAAUAUAAAUGUAGCGAUAGUCCAAAUGUCACAUGUGGCAAAAUAAAUCAGAGAGUAACAAAUAAUCGGGGAAGAGGUUCGGCCCACUAUACCACUUCUGGUCGGAACGACAAUUCCGUAAACCGAGGCACACCGCCAUCACGUUCUCGGCCAACGCUAAAACCUUCUACUUCAGUAGUUGCGAAAGCGGCGGAAUUCAUCGACAUCUACAAAUAUCCUCCACGUAGACCAGAACCAAUCUAUCCCCAACCUCUACCGGAUAAAACUGCCGCGAAAUGUCGAAAGGACGUAUGCCUUUUACCCGACUGUUCCUGCGGUGGAAAAGAGAUUCCCGGUGAUCUACCUGUCGAGCAAGUGCCUCAAAUGGUUCUCUUAACAUAUGAUGACUCUGUAAACGACUUGAAUAAGGGCCUAUACAGCGACCUUUUCGAGAAGGGCAGAGUCAAUCCCAACGGUUGUCCCAUUGCCGCUACAUUCUACGUAUCCCACGAGUGGACCGAUUACAGUCAAGUCCAAAACUUAUACUCUGAUGGUCACGAAAUCGCAUCUCAUACUGUAUCACAUAGCUUCGGGGAGCAAUUUUCUCAGAAAAAGUGGACAAAGGAAGUGGCGGGACAACGAGAAAUACUUUCCGCGUAUGGGGGUGUUCAUUUAGAAGAUGUUAGAGGAAUGAGGGCUCCGUUUUUAUCUGUGGGAGGAAAUAAGAUGUUCAAAAUGCUGUACGAUUCUAACUUCACGUUUGAUUCUUCUAUGCCAAUAUAUGAAAACAAGCCUCCAAGUUGGCCUUACACUUUAGAUUAUAAAUUAUUCCACGAUUGUAUGAUACCGCCGUGCCCGACUCGUUCAUAUCCUGGCGUUUGGGAAGUACCUAUGGUGAUGUGGCAAGAUUUGAAUGGCGGUCGGUGUUCAAUGGGAGACGCUUGCAGCAAUCCUUCAGAUGCCGAGGGGGUAUAUAAAAUGAUAAUGAAAAAUUUUGAGCGCCAUUACACGUCAAAUAGAGCUCCAUUUGGUCUCUUCUACCAUGCAGCGUGGUUCACACAACCCCAUCAUAAAGAAGGGUUUAUUCAGUUUUUGGACGCUAUAAAUUCUAUGAAAGAUGUGUGGCUGGUAACGAAUUGGCAAGCAAUUCAGUGGGUUAGAGAUCCUACUCCCACUUCUAGACUAAAUUCCUUUCAACCAUUCGGGUGUAAUUAUCCUGACCGACCAAAACGAUGUAACAAUCCUAAAGUGUGCAAUUUGUGGCAUAAGACGGGAGUGCGAUAUAUGCGUACCUGCCAACCCUGUCCUGACAUAUACCCCUGGACCGGAAAUACGGGUAUUCACAGUAGCCGCAUCGAUAACGACUUAGAAGAAUGAUUAUUCCUGCCUUAUGUUAGAUUCUGUCUGUGUAACAUAUUUUCCUAACUUGUAUUAUACUUUUCCAAACUGUCUUACUUCAAGAAAUCUCUGUUAUAAAAGCGGUAAUAUUUGCCGCAAAAUGUGACGGCGCAGUUACUCAUUUAUAAGGAAUACUCGUAAUAAAACAAGAACAGUAGGUAACAGCGAAGUUUA
Photinus pyralis (common eastern firefly) is the source of this 3996-nucleotide messenger RNA. RefSeq lists its product as uncharacterized. The transcript is spliced from 14 exons. Gene Ontology annotation, molecular function: hydrolase activity, acting on carbon-nitrogen (but not peptide) bonds. Gene Ontology annotation, biological process: carbohydrate metabolic process. Bases 1 to 3801 code for a protein of 1266 amino acids. The record is from RefSeq and is a predicted model, not a curated record. Lineage: Eukaryota; Metazoa; Arthropoda; Insecta; Coleoptera; Lampyridae.